Molecule: messenger RNA, 1340 nt
Organism: Micropterus salmoides (largemouth bass)
Lineage: Eukaryota; Metazoa; Chordata; Actinopteri; Centrarchiformes; Centrarchidae
Product: Fc receptor-like protein 5
Exons: 2
Coding region: 714-1340 (208 amino acids)
Biological process (GO): cell surface receptor signaling pathway
Molecular function (GO): transmembrane signaling receptor activity
Source: RefSeq, a predicted model, not a curated record
AAGUAUUAGUUUGGCCCCGAGAGACAGACACACAAGCAGCGUUCCGCAGAAGCUGACCUGUUGGCCAGCGCGGUUGCGGAUCAUUCAGUAAAACAUUAGAAACUGAAAAAUGUCAGUAUUCAGGGACAUUAAAUCCGUUUAUUAAAAGAAAAGCCUUAUCAAACUGUAGGCUAAUUGGUUGUCCCUUCUCUUGCUUCUCCAAAAUCUAAAAUUAGAGGACAGAAAAUAAUAUAAAAAAUCGCCCCUAUGCCCAAGGACACUUCGAAACACAUUCCAACAUGGUCUGUUUGUGGAAAUUGGACUAAAAACAAUUGCAUGUGUAUGUAAAUAAAAUUAGUUUUUUCCAUAUCUAAUAUAAAUGUGUGGUGGUUUUCUACAAACAGGUUACUCUGUUUUCUAGAAGUACGUCUUGUUUCAUGUUAAAACCACAAACCAACCUGAGUGUGAUUUCUCUUUAGUUCUGACCUCACUGCUGAGCUGCACAACAAACCAAGGUGAGAAAACUUCUUCUGUCACAGCCACAGGUGUGCAGCCUGCAACACUGAGUGGUUAACAGAUAAAAAAAGAUGUUUACAAACAUGUUGCCAGAUCUCAACCAACACUGAAAACAUGCAGAAAACUUUCAUCUAUCAGCUCAAAUCUGAGUUUAAUUCAGUGCCUGAAACUCAGAGAUCAGUUCAGCAGUGAAGAAGUGACGGUGAGAAAGUAGGAAUAUGAGGAAUGUGGAGAAAAUUAAUGCAAAUGUUCUCUCUAACCACAUCUUUCUGUCUCUUCCUCCAGCCUCUCUGACUGUGAGUCCCAGCAGCUCUCAGUUUUUCAGCUGGAAGUCUGUCUCUCUGAGCUGUGAGGAGGACGACAGCUCUGCUGGAUGGACGCUGAGGAGGAACACAACCAGAGAAACCAGGACUCAGUGUGAUGACUGGGGUGAACCAGCUGGUUCUUCCUGCAACAUCAGUUACAUUUUCCCAGUGGACAGUGGAGUUUACUGGUGUGAGUCCAGAGAGGGAGCAACCAGUAACACCAUCAGCAUCACUGUCACUGGUGGACCAGUGAUCCUGCAGAGUCCUGUCCUCCCUGUGAUGGAGGGACAUGAUGUCACUCUGCACUGUAAAACAAAGACCCCUCCCUCCAACCUCCCAGCUGGUUUCUAUAAAGAUGGCUCCCUCAUCAGGACUGAGCCUACAGGUCACAUGACCAUCCACCAUAUUAACAAGUCUGAUGAAGGCCUCUACAAGUGUGACAUCAGAGGUCGUGGAGAGUCUCCAUCCAGCUGGAUCUCUGUCACAGGUGAGGAGGUUACCUUUGAUUUCAGGACUUAUUUCAUCCAGAGAUUCACCUGA